Molecule: messenger RNA, 1117 nt
Organism: Brassica oleracea var. oleracea
Lineage: Eukaryota; Viridiplantae; Streptophyta; Magnoliopsida; Brassicales; Brassicaceae
Product: nuclear transcription factor Y subunit C-9
Exons: 3
Coding region: 169-855 (228 amino acids)
Biological process (GO): regulation of DNA-templated transcription
Cellular component (GO): nucleus
Molecular function (GO): DNA binding; protein heterodimerization activity; DNA-binding transcription activator activity, RNA polymerase II-specific
Source: RefSeq, a predicted model, not a curated record
UCUCUCUUCAUUGUUAAAGUCGAAAAAGGGGGAAAAAGCAGCAAAAACCCUAAUUAUAUUAAAAAAAAAAAAAUCACAGCCAAAAUCAAAAGAUUAAAAACCAGAUCUUCACGCUCUCUUCUCCCCCAUCAACCUCAGAAUCUCCUCGCAUAACCCAACUCAGAGAGAAUGGAUCAACAAGAGCAUGCACAGUCCGGAGCCAUGAACUACGGCUCAAACCCAUACCAAACCAACCCCAUGACCACCACAAGCGCGGGCCCCGCAGCGCCGCCGGGGCAGCUAGGCUUCCACCAGAUCCACCAGCAGCAGCAGCAGCAGCAGCUGGCUCAGCAGCUCCAAGUCUUCUGGGAGAACCAGUUCAAAGAGAUCGAGAAAACAACCGACUUCAAGAACCACAGCCUUCCCCUCGCCAGGAUCAAGAAGAUCAUGAAGGCCGACGAGGACGUGCGCAUGAUCUCCGCCGAGGCCCCCGUCGUGUUCGCCAGGGCCUGCGAGAUGUUCAUCUUGGAGCUGACGCUCAGGUCGUGGAACCACACUGAGGAGAACAAGAGGAGGACGCUGCAGAAGAACGAUAUCGCGGCGGCGGUGACUAGGACCGAUAUCUUUGAUUUCCUUGUGGAUAUCGUUCCGAGGGAGGAUCUGAGGGAUGAGGUCUUGGGGAGUAUUCCGAGAGGGACUGUCCCUGAGGCUGCUGCUGCUGGAUAUCCGUAUGGAUACUUGCCUGCUGGAACUGCUCCUAUAGGGAACCCGGGGAUGGUUAUGGGUAACCCUGGUGGUGCGUACCCUCCUAACCCUUAUAUUGGUCAACCAAUGUGGCAGCAACAGGGACCUGAUCAACCUGACCAGGAGAAUUAGCUUUGUCAAAGAAACUAGUUCUGGAAUUAAGAAAGGAGGAGACUUUUAGUGAAGAAAAUGAAAAAGAACAUAUCAGAAGAAUUUCAAAUCAGUGUGGUAGAAGAAUCUUAAGUGUUUUGUUUUAUGUCAAUUCAAUCCUUUCUUUUAAGGAUAAAUUUAGAGAUGAACCAGAAGAAGAAUGUAUAAAACUAUAACUCUGUAAGGGAACAAGUGUGUGGUUGACAAGGUUUUUAAUUUCUAUGUUAUUGUUUCUUAUUAUCUU